AUGGCACAGCAUAGAGCGUCACACGGGGAUUGCUUCACUCCGGAGAAGCUCUAUCCGACUGCUUCCGACAUGGCAUCCGCAUCCCCAUCCCGCCGAGAGCGGGCUCAGAGUGACAGAGCUCAAGCAAUGCCCGGAAUUGCUCAACGUCCUGCUAUGGGAGACCGAACUGCCUCGGCCCCAGUGGGGGAACUGUACAAAUUGGAUGCGCGGAAACCGGGAGGAUCAGUUAAUACUUUGGUGGAGGAGGAUGAGGGGUCACCGACUGCCGAUGAGGCCCGCAGGUCCCGUCAGAACGAGGACUGCAAGGCCGGAUUUCCCGAAGUGACUAUUGCCGUGGUGGGCGAAGAGAACGCUGGCAAGAGCAGCUUCGUCAGAUGUGCAUUGGAUAUGAAGAGCUCACCUGUCGCUCCUUCGAAUAAGAAGAAGAUGUCGUUGGACGGGUCGGUCUACAUCGUGCGACUACUGGAAGUCGACUUGGCUCAGGUCCAAUUCGACCAGGAGAACAACGUCCUGUGGCCUCGGACAGGACGUGACAGAGCUGCGCCAGCUAUUGAUGGAGUUCUUGUCCUGCAUGAUGCUACUAAACCGGACAGACUUUCGCUCACGACAAACCUCAUCUACUCCUUGGCGACGUCGACUCUGCCGUUCUUACAGGUCGCCUGCAAGUGCGAUGUCCUCCCCGAACCUCUGGAAGAAACUGUGGAUGCAAUCCACGAACGAUAUGAGAUUUACCGCACAUCUUUUUCCUCGCCACGAUCACAGCGAAUGUGCAUUGCGUUGGUGCUGCGGGCGGUGAUCUCGACUCGAGAAGACCUUUUUGAGCCUGAUUCUCUCCCUUCCCCUCCGAGAACCACCACCAAAUCCUUCCAACCUCACCCACCCGAGCAUCACACCCGUACCAACUCCGGAAACCCCUCCGUGUUCACAGCCGCUGGCGGCCCACAACCGACGGUUCCAGAUCGAUGUGUCGAUGGAGACGGUGAUCGUUCCUCCAGCGACCACUUGAACAACCUAGCGCAAACCCCAAGUUCCACCCACUAUGCCCAACGUAAUUCGCAAGCGUUGCGACCGCAAACUCCCCCUGGAGCACGUUUGAACCCGCGCAGACCAUCAGCAGAAGCGAACAACUCCCCGAGUCACGACAGCCGUCAGCAGCGUCUGCAUUCCGCCUGGCGACAUAGUGGAGGGUCGGACGCCUUCAACAGCUUCUUAAACAUGGAGGACGAGAUUGAUGAUGGACAGAGCCGACCCCCGAGUCCUGGUGCCGUCGUGCGACCAAAGCCAAGCAGCGAGAGCAAUUCCAGCGCCGAGACAGGCUUGUCUUUCGACGAGCUUGUUGACCGUUUGAUUUCGCUACCCAUGUCGAAGCAGGAGCAGAAGUUCGGGUCCAUCUUCCUAUGUCUAUACCGCAAAUUUGCUGCCCCUGGAACCCUCUUGACUGCCUUGAUCAGUCGAUUCGAGCGAAAUGAGCAGAGCAACGUCGACCAGCUUACCCGCAUGGCAGAUCAGCUGCGCUUGCUAGACGUUAUGGCCCAGUGGGCCUCGGAAUAUCCAGGAGAUUUUGCUCACCCUAAGCUACGCAAGCGCAUAAUCGACUUUGUUGCUACGCUCGAGAAGAGCCACUUUUAUAUGUUCGCCGCCAAGGAAAUUGGGUCACAGUUGGAUUCCAAUGCAGAAGACGACGAUGUUGGCUGGGCUUAUGGCGGUGAUGUCGACCCCGAUGAUUCUAGUCUCACAGAGACAUUUUUCGACAACUCUGGCCGAAGCUCCCCAGCGCCGGUUCAUACUGGCCUGGACAUCGGCACUGGCACAUACGAAGAUGAGGAAGAACAAGAUCCCAUAUAUAGUAUGAGUGCAUUGGAUCUUAGCGAUGGUCCGCAAGACUCCACAUCCCGACUUUCUGGCACUCUUUCGGUUUCUUCUACUGCCGACAAACCUAAUACCAUGACAAAUCAGUCAUUCACACUCCUAAGUCUCGAGGCAGCUCAAAAGAGGCUUUGCGUCUCGAAUUGA
Messenger RNA from Penicillium canescens, 2013 nucleotides. RefSeq lists its product as uncharacterized. The transcript has 5 exons. NCBI's taxonomy places the organism in Eukaryota, Fungi, Ascomycota, Eurotiomycetes, Eurotiales, Aspergillaceae. The record is from RefSeq and is a predicted model, not a curated record. The coding region runs from base 1 to 2013 and encodes 670 amino acids.